CUCUGAAUGAGAGAGAUUUCCCUCUUCCGUGUUGCUGGUGCAGAAUAUUGCUGGUGUGAUUGUCAGCUGAUGAACUUCUGCAGUUUGAGGGUUCUGCUCUCCCUGUGCCCACUCUAAUAACUCCACAACCAUGGCUGUAAAUCCACCAAAGAUUAAAGUGCUGCUCAGUGCCAACGAGAGACUGCAGAAACUGAAAGAGGCAUUUCAUGGAAAAUAUAAAGAAUCUCCUCUGUUUUAUGCAUGUGCACCUGGGAGAGUAAAUCUAAUAGGGGAACACAUUGACUAUUGUGGCUAUGCUGUCCUCCCCAUGGCCAUUGAGCAGAAUAUUCUUGCUGCUGUAUCAGUAAACAGUUCUCAAACCAUCCAGCUGGCCAACACUGACCCCAAGUACAAGGAUUUCACUGUGUCUGUCAAUGAAAUCACCAUAGACAGAGAGAAUCCUCAAUGGCAUUAUUAUUUUCUAUGUGGAGUUAAAGGUGUUCAGGAACAGCUAGGUUUGUCCUCUAUGACUGGAAUCAGCUGUGUUGUGGAUGGGACUAUUCCUGCUAGCUCAGGGCUGUCUAGCUCCAGUGCCUUGGUGUGCUGUGCUGGUCUGGUCACAAUGGAAGCCAAUCAGAAGACCAUUUCUAAAGUACUGCUUGCUGAAACAUGUGCCAAGUGUGAAAGGUACAUUGGUACUGAAGGAGGAGGGAUGGAUCAGUCCAUAUCUUUUCUGGCUGAAGAAGGAACGGCAAAACUGAUCGAGUUCAAUCCCCUGCGGGCCACAGAUGUGAAACUUCCUGAAGGCGCAGUCUUUGUGAUUGCUAACAGUUGUGUGGAGAUGAACAAGGCAGCUUCUUCCCACUUCAACAUUAGAGUAGUGGAAUGUCGCAUUGCCACAAAGGUGUUGGCUAAGGCCAGAGGCCUGGAGUGGAGCAGCCUUCAGAAGCUGGGGGAUUUGCAGAGAGCGCUGGGUUUGAGUCUGGAAAAGAUGCUGGAUUUGGUAGAGGAAGUCCUGCACCCUGAGCCCUACAGCAGAGAGGAAAUCUGCAAGAUUCUAGGAAUAACCACUGAGCAGCUCAGCAAAAACAUCCUCAGUGCUAACACUCAGCAUGUGACCCACUUCAGACUGUACCAGCGAGCCAGGCAUGUGUACAGUGAGGCUGACCGUGUGCUGCAGUUCAAGGCUGUGUGUGACUCAUCUCCUGAUGGUGCUGUCCUGCAGCUGGGCAAUCUAAUGAACCAGAGCCACACUAGCUGCAGAGACUUGUAUGAGUGUAGCUGCCCAGAGCUGGACCAGCUGGUGGACAUUUGUCUGCAGGCCGGUGCCGUGGGCUCUAGGUUAACAGGCGCUGGAUGGGGAGGCUGCACGGUUUCCAUGGUACCCACUGAAAGGAUGGAUUCUUUUCUCCGGACAGUGAAGGAGCAGUACUACACGCCUGAUGCUCGAAGAGCUGCUCUGGUACAGCAGAGCCUGUUCGUAACAAGGCCAGGGGGAGGAGCGGCCAUUUUUACAGAAGAAUAAAACACGAGGGAUCAUUUUUAAACCAUAUGAAGGGGUUCUGACAGUGAUCAAAGGGAUUCUAAUAGAUCUAAAAAAGGGAAAGCUACACAUAUACCUCUCAAUUUUUUCUUAUUAUCUGUAAUCAUUUUGUAUGCUUGUACAAAUUUCUAAGUGAUUUCUUCUGAUUAAAAAGACAUCUGUAGACCA
Astyanax mexicanus (Mexican tetra) is the source of this 1690-nucleotide messenger RNA. It is a transcript of the gene galk2, whose product is annotated as galactokinase 2. The transcript has 10 exons. Gene Ontology annotation, biological process: carbohydrate phosphorylation; galactose metabolic process. Gene Ontology annotation, cellular component: cytosol; cytoplasm. Lineage: Eukaryota; Metazoa; Chordata; Actinopteri; Characiformes; Acestrorhamphidae. The coding region runs from base 131 to 1504 and encodes 457 amino acids. The record is from RefSeq and is a predicted model, not a curated record. Gene Ontology annotation, molecular function: galactokinase activity; ATP binding.